This is a messenger RNA of Psilocybe cubensis, 1035 nucleotides long. RefSeq lists its product as uncharacterized. Bases 1 to 1035 code for a protein of 344 amino acids. Lineage: Eukaryota; Fungi; Basidiomycota; Agaricomycetes; Agaricales; Agrocybaceae. The record is from RefSeq and is a predicted model, not a curated record. Gene Ontology annotation, cellular component: SUMO activating enzyme complex; cytoplasm. Gene Ontology annotation, molecular function: SUMO activating enzyme activity. Gene Ontology annotation, biological process: protein sumoylation. The transcript is spliced from 7 exons.
AUGAGUGUUCUUCAAAAUUCAGAAACAGACAACACGCAACCCAAUCCAUCCCUGGAUUUGACGGAAGAAGAAGCUACUCGAUAUGAUAGGCAAAUGAGGCUUUGGGGUAUCGAAGCUCAGCAAAGAAUGAGAAAUGCCACCAUCUUGGUGUUAAACCUUCGAGGUGUAACCACAGAAGCUAUCAAAAAUAUGGUUCUGGCAGGCAUUGGGAAACUGAUAAUAGUAGAUGGAGAAAAUGUCAGCGAAGAGGACCUUGGUGCUGGUUUCUUCUUCAGAGAUGGAGACGUGGGUCUCAAUAGACUCGACGUUGCCAAAUCUAGGAUUGAAAGUCUUAACCCCCUUGUGACCGUGGAGAUUGUAACAGACAAAGCAUUUGCGGAAGGCGAACGUCUUGAGUCCCUUGUAAAAGAUGUUGACCUUGUGUGCGUAGCUGAUUGGGAUAGAGAUAAUCUUAUCAAAUUGAAUGAACUCUGUCGAAAGCAUUCAAAACCUUUCUACGCUGGUGGCACUUAUGGGCUAAAUGGCUAUAUAUUUUGCGACCUUCUCAGUCAUGAUUACUUGGCUCCGGAUCGUUCUGCUCCAAAGGAGCAACCAAGAAGUGUGAAGGCGACUACUGUUUAUACCCCACUUUCUUCGGCCAUUGGCUACCGAUGGAGCGGCCUUAGUAAACGACAGACAAAAGAAGUGAAUCCAGCUCUUUUUUUCGCGAUACUCGCUAUUUGGCAAUUUCAGGCUGUGCAUGGCCAUUUGCCCACAGAAAUCAACCAAACAGAAGAACUGGAGGCUCUUGCCAAUAAAUUUAUUUCCGAAGCGGAUGUGAACAAGCAGAUUCUUCCAACCGAACCUCGGAGCGUUAUCGAAUCAUUGUCAAUAACUGCAAGCCACGAAUUCUCUCCUGUGUGUGCGAUAGUUGGUGGGGUUCUGGCUCAGGAUAUUUUAAAGGCACUCGGAGGGCGUGACCCCCCUAUCGCCAAUUUCUUUUUAUUCGAUGGCAGCACUGGAGGCGGCACGGUUUGUCGGUUAAAUAUCCCUUGA